CAACGCACUCCCAGCCACAGUCGCACGCAGCGAGGCGGGCACUACACAGCACUCUCCCCGUCGCUGCCCCAGCGGACCCGUCUGCCCGCGCGCCGGCCGUGCGCUCCGGGUGUUCGCCCGACAGCCCCACCGACAGGCAGUCCGACCCCGUCCCGACCCCGCCCGCCCUCCGGACCCUGGCCGCUCCGAUUGGAGACCAGAGGUGAGCGCUUGGAAGUCGACAAAAUGAUGCUUCAACACCCAGGCCAGGUCUCUGCCUCGGAAGUCAGUGCCUCUGCCAUCGUCCCCUGCCUGUCCCCUCCUGGGUCACUGGUGUUUGAGGAUUUUGCUAACCUGACACCCUUUGUCAAGGAAGAGCUGAGGUUUGCCAUCCAGAACAAGCACCUCUGCCACCGGAUGUCCUCUGCACUGGAGUCGGUCACUGUCAGCAGCAGACCCUUUGAGAUGGCAGUCACGAAAGCCCAGGUAGCCCCUGAAGAAGAUGAAAGGAAAAAGAGGCGACGGGAAAGAAAUAAGAUUGCAGCCGCCAAGUGCCGAAACAAGAAGAAGGAGAAGACAGAGUGUCUGCAGAAAGAGUCGGAGAAACUGGAGAGUGUAAAUGCUGAACUGAAGGCCCAAAUUGAGGAGCUCAAGAAUGAGAAGCAGCAUUUGAUAUACAUGCUCAACCUCCAUCGGCCCACGUGUAUUGUCCGGGCUCAAAAUGGGCGGACUCCAGAAGAUGAGAGAAACCUUUUUAUCCAACAGAUAAAAGAAGGAACGUUGCAGAGCUAAGCAGUUGUGGUUAUGGGGGCAACUGGGGACUCCUCAUUGCAUCCUCCUUUUACAUCCAAACCCCUGCAGCCAUUGAGAUCUGACUUCCUCUCAAAUCCCAGCAGCAAAGAACUGUGGAGGCAGGAUGGCUCGGUGACUCAGCUGGGCCUCUCCACUCUGCCCCAGAGCGGACUUCGGACCAGAGCAAGGGCAUUUUUUGCCUCAACUCCAGGAUUUA
Messenger RNA from Myotis brandtii (Brandt's bat), 988 nucleotides. RefSeq names its product activating transcription factor 3 (gene ATF3). Gene Ontology annotation, cellular component: nucleus. Gene Ontology annotation, biological process: regulation of transcription by RNA polymerase II. Gene Ontology annotation, molecular function: RNA polymerase II cis-regulatory region sequence-specific DNA binding; DNA-binding transcription factor activity, RNA polymerase II-specific. The coding region runs from base 226 to 771 and encodes 181 amino acids. The record is from RefSeq and is a predicted model, not a curated record. The transcript is spliced from 4 exons. Lineage: Eukaryota; Metazoa; Chordata; Mammalia; Chiroptera; Vespertilionidae.